This is a messenger RNA of Dichomitus squalens LYAD-421 SS1, 429 nucleotides long. RefSeq lists its product as uncharacterized. The transcript has 2 exons. Bases 1 to 429 code for a protein of 142 amino acids. The record is from RefSeq and is a predicted model, not a curated record. NCBI's taxonomy places the organism in Eukaryota, Fungi, Basidiomycota, Agaricomycetes, Polyporales, Polyporaceae.
AUGCUCGAUGCCCUGGUGCUCAGCAUCGUCCUCGUGGACGCGAUCAACAGCGGGACGAGUAUGGAGGGGCGGGAGGCUGCCGUAGCAGCAUGGGAGGUCUGCACAGAGCCCUCCACUUACAUCUUUCAACGCGACAGAUCGACGAUCGAAGACGCGCUCAGCAUCAGUCCGCGUGACGGAUCUGUCCUGUCCAAGAACCGAGACAAGUUUGACCUGGUCACGAUCUACGACGACGUGUUCGAGAACAUGGGCGACGUGCACUCCCCGGUCUCCGUCCUCUUCAAGGCCAUCCACGAGACCGCCUUCUGCAAGAUCUUGAAGAGCGUGUCCAUGCUGCUCAUUGGCGGAUUCCAGGCGUGGAAGCAUGAGUACGGCAAGGAGGAGACACUGGGUCCUCCACAUCAGGUGCGCGUCCUAUCCAUGGUCUAG